Molecule: messenger RNA, 1915 nt
Organism: Cornus florida
Lineage: Eukaryota; Viridiplantae; Streptophyta; Magnoliopsida; Cornales; Cornaceae
Product: anthocyanidin 3-O-glucosyltransferase 2-like
Exons: 1
Coding region: 161-1579 (472 amino acids)
Molecular function (GO): UDP-glycosyltransferase activity
Source: RefSeq, a predicted model, not a curated record
AGCCUGUCAGAAGAUAACAUUUAUCAAACAUGAAAAGAACCAAAAGUUCAAUGCCUUCUCAAUAGCAUAUAUCAACCACAGAAAUAUUUCUUCUUCUUCUUCUUCUUCUUCUUCCCAAUCUCAUCAGCUACUGUAAUAGCAGUGUAGCAAUACUACAGAAAUGACAAUGAAGAAAGCAGAGCUGUUGUUCAUCCCAGCACCCGGAAGUGGUCACCUCACAGCUGCAGUGGAGAUGGCAAAGCUCCUUGUGGACCGCGAUGAACGGCUCUCCAUUACAGUCAUCAUAAUGAAGAUGCCCUCUGAUUCCAAGGCCAUCACACAAACCCAAUCGACAGCCGAAGACGACAAUUCACGCAUACGUUACAUGGACCUCCCCCAAGACAGUCCAGAACUCAAGUCCAAGGUCGGCUUCGGCUUCAUCGAUGCCCUCAUCGAAAGCAAGAAGACUCACGUGAGAGAUGCCGCUGCCGGGAUAACUGGGCUAGCAGGGUUGGUUUUGGACAUGUUUUGCACCACCAUGAUCGAUGUGGCCGACGAGUUUGGAGUCCCUUCAUACGUCUUCUUCACGUCCAGCGCUGCUUCUCUCGGCUUCAUUUUCCAUCUCCAGUCCCUCCAAGACGACCAAAACCAGGACUUUACUGAGUUGAAAGGCUCUGAUGCUGAGUUGUCAGUCCCAAGUUUUUCCAACUCAGUUCCUAUUAAGGUUAUGGCUUCUUUGUUGCUGGAGAACAAAAGUGAGUGCAGAAAGUUCCUUGAUCACCCCCGAAGGUUCAGAAAGACCAAGGGCAUAAUUGCCAACACGUUCACGGAGCUAGAAUCCCAUGCCGUGAAGUCCCUAUGGGACGGCAACACCCCGCCGGUCUACCCAGUGGGACCUGUACUCAAGCUCAAGGGUGAUGAAGGGACUUGCCAACAAGACGCCAUCAUGAGCUGGCUUGACGACCAGCCUCCUGCAUCAGUGGUUUUCUUGUGCUUUGGGAGCAUGGGAUGCUUUAGUGAACCCCAGGUGAAAGAGAUCGCACAUGCACUAGAGCAAAGUGGCCACCGUUUCUUGUGGUCCCUACGCCAACCUCCGCCAAAAGGAAUGAUGCUUCCGGGGGAGUACGCCAAUCCUGAUGAAGUAUUGCCGGAGGGGUUCCUGGAACGAACAGCGGAGAUAGGGAAAGUGAUUGGUUGGGCUCCACAGGUGGCAGUGCUAUCACAUCCGGCGGUGGGAGGGUUCGUGUCACAUUGCGGGUGGAAUUCUAUAUUGGAGAGCGUGUGGUGCGGAGUGCCUAUGGCAGCAUGGCCACUCUAUGCUGAGCAACAGCAGAAUGCAUUUGAGAUGGUGAGGGAGUUGGGGUUGGCGGUGGAGAUCAAGAUGGACUACAGGAUGAAUUCCGAUCAGCCGGUACUGACCGCGAAGGAGAUAGAAAGCAAGAUAAGGCUGCUGAUGAUGGAGGAUGGUGAAAUCAGGAAGAAGGUGAAGGAGAUGAAGGAGAAGAGCAGAGAAGCCAUGAUGGAGGGUGGAUCAUCCUUCAUCUCCCUUGGACAUUUGAUUGACGACGUGAUUAAAAAUAUGGAGUCCCACUCGCACUAAUCCGUUGUCAGAGUAGAAAAAUAUCUUCUUGCUAGCUCCAUGUUUUCUGUACAUUCUGAGAGCAGCAUAAUUCCAGUUUCUUCCAUGAAUCAAAGACUGUACCAGCACAUUGAAUGCACUCUUUGAAGAACUCACGCUAGUCUUUGCCUCUUUUCAACUGAGCACCUAUUGUAUUGAAGCAUCUUCAAGCAAAGUCAAUUUUCUAGAAAGUUAUCUCUACAAACACACACGAAGAUGUAAAACCAAAUUUCAAUUGUGUGCAUGGCUGUAAACAAGUUAUAGAUUCUUAGAUAACUUAGUUUAUAUUUAACACAAUCAAAAGAAUUUGCAGAGUCA